Fusarium tjaetaba is the source of this 495-nucleotide messenger RNA. Its product is annotated as 40S ribosomal S3 protein0. The transcript has a single exon. The record is from RefSeq and is a predicted model, not a curated record. NCBI's taxonomy places the organism in Eukaryota, Fungi, Ascomycota, Sordariomycetes, Hypocreales, Nectriaceae. The coding region runs from base 1 to 495 and encodes 164 amino acids.
AUGUCUCAACCACGGCCCAAGAAACCGCAGUCGUUUAGUGGAAUCAAUCAUCUCAAACUGCCCUGUAAUGACAUCCUCGAAACUGGAAAAUUCUAUGAAACUAUUUUCCCCAUGACUCGCAUCCUGAAAUACAACCACUACACCCCAGAUCACAAGCUCUUUGCAAUUAUGCUCACGCACGAGCCCACCAAGCUAAUAAUCGAGCUACGCUACGUCCCCGAGCAAGCUGAAGCGCGGAAGGGCUGGGAUCCUAUCACAUGGGGCGUGGGUACCCUCGUAGACCUAGGGGAGUGGGGAGCGUGGCUGGAUGCGCAUGGAGUGAGAAGGAGUAAGAUCUUCACAGGGAUCAAGGGUUGGGUCAUGGCUUGUGAGGACCCCGACGGAAGGAUUGUAAGAUUGUAUGUAGAGGAUGAAGAUCAUGAGUGGACGGAUCAUCCUGAUCAGGAUGAAUACUGGCUUGGAACUAUUGCGGGGAAUCCAACGGCCCAGGAGUAA